Messenger RNA from Salvelinus namaycush (lake trout), 3195 nucleotides. It is a transcript of the gene nrxn3a, whose product is annotated as neurexin 3a. The transcript is spliced from 17 exons. NCBI's taxonomy places the organism in Eukaryota, Metazoa, Chordata, Actinopteri, Salmoniformes, Salmonidae. The record is from RefSeq and is a predicted model, not a curated record. Bases 1 to 3195 code for a protein of 1064 amino acids.
AUGCUGGGAUCCGAUGACUUCUUCUACGUGGGUGGAAGCCCCAGUACUGCCGACCUGCCUGGGUCUCCUGUCAGCAACAACUUCAUGGGCUGCCUCAAAGAGGUGGUCUACAAGAAUAACGAUAUCCGUCUGGAGCUCUCCCGUCUGGCCCGCAUCGUAGACCCUAAGAUGAAGAUCCAGGGGGACGUGGUCUUCAAGUGUGAGAACGUGGCCACCCUGGACCCUAUCUCCUUCGAGACCCCCGAGGCCUACAUCAGCCUGCCCAAGUGGAACACCAAGAGAAUGGGCUCCAUCUCCUUUGACUUCAGGACCUCGGAACCCAACGGACUCAUCCUGUUCACCCACGGCAAGCCCCAGGAACGCAAGGAGGCCCAACGCAGUCAGAAGAACACCAAGGUCGACUUCUUUGCGGUGGAGCUGCUGGAUGGCAGUCUAUACCUACUGUUAGACAUGGGCUCUGGGACCAUCAAGGUCAAAGCCACCCAGAACAAGGUCAACGACGGGGCCUGGUACCACGUGGACAUACAGAGAGAUGGACGCUCAGGCACCAUCUCAGUCAACAGCCGGCGCACCCCGUUCACAGCCAGCGGUGAGAGUGAGAUCCUUGACCUGGAAGGAGACAUGUACCUGGGGGGUCUACCCUCGGACCGUGCCAACCUCAUUCUGCCCACCGAGCUGUGGACCGCCAUGCUCAACUAUGGCUACGUGGGCUGCGUGCGCGACCUCUUCAUCGACGGGCGCAGCAAGGACAUCCGACAGAUCGCUGAGGCUCAGAACGGGGCGGGCAUCAAGCCGUCGUGCAACAAGGUGGUGGGGAAACAGUGCGAGAGCUACCCGUGUAAGAACAGAGGCGUCUGUAAGGAGGGAUGGAACCGGUUUAUCUGUGAUUGUACCGGCACGGGGUACUGGUCACGCACCUGCGAGAGAGAGGCAUCCAUCUUGAGUUAUGACGGCAGUAUGUACAUGAAGGUGGUGAUGCCCCAGGUGAUGCACACAGAGGCUGAGGACGUGUCUCUACGUUUCAUGUCCCAGCGGGCCUACGGCCUGCUCAUGGCCACCACCUCACGGGACUCGGCCGACACGCUGCGUCUUGAGCUGGACGGGGGCCGGGUCAAGCUCACGGUCAACCUAGACUGUAUCAGGAUAAACUGUACUUCCAGCAAGGGACCAGAGACCCUGUAUGCUGGGCAAAAACUCAAUGAUAAUGAGUGGCAUACGGUCCGCGUGGUCCGCCGGGGCAAAACCUACAAGCUCACGGUGGACGAUGACGUAGCAGAAGGCCAGAUGGCGGGUGACCACACCCGGCUUGAGUUCCACAACAUCGAGACGGGCAUCAUGACGGAGAGACGCUUCGUCUCGGCCAUCCCCUCUAGCUUCAUCGGACACCUGCAGAGCCUCAGGUUCAACGGCAUGCUGUACAUUGAUCUCUGUAAGAACGGAGACAUCGACUUCUGCGAGCUAAACGCCCGGUUUGGCAUGCGCUCCAUCAUCGCUGACCCUGUGACCUUCAAGUCCAAGAGCAGCUACCUGAGCCUGGCCACCCUGCAGGCCUACACCUCCAUGCACCUGUUUUUCCAGUUCAAAACCACCUCCCCGGACGGCUUCAUAAUGUUCAACAGUGGAGACGGAAACGACUUCAUCGCUGUGGAGCUAGUCAAAGGGUACAUCCACUACGUGUUUGACCUUGGCAAUGGGCCUAACGUCAUCAAGGGUAACAGCGACCGGGCUCUCCAUGACAACCAGUGGCACAACGUGGUCAUCACCCGUGACAACAGCAACAUCCACACGCUGAAGGUGGACGCCAAGGCAACCAGCCAGGUGGUCAAUGGAGCCAAAAACCUUGACCUGAAAGGUGACCUGUUUAUCGCUGGGCUGGGCCCUGGUAUGUACGGUAGCCUGCCCAAGCUGGUGGCAUCCCGGGACGGCUUCCAAGGCUGCCUGGCCUCUGUGGACCUCAACGGCCGCCUCCCUGACCUCCUCCAGGACGCGCUGUUCCGCAGCGGGCAGAUCGAGCGAGGAUGCGAAGGUCCUAGCACCACCUGCCAAGAGGACUCAUGUGCCAACAUGGGCGUCUGUAUCCAGCAGUGGGAGAACUACACCUGCGACUGUUCCAUGACCUCCUACACCGGCACGCAGUGCAAUGAUCCUGGGAUGACUUAUAUCUUUGGGAAAGGAGGAGGCCUCAUUACGUUCAACUGGCCAGCCAACGAGAGGCCAAGCACGCGCACAGACAGACUGACCAUAGGGUUCAGUACUUCCCUAAAGGAUGGCAUCUUGGUCCGGAUAGACAGCGCUCCGGGUCUGGGAGACUAUCUCAUGCUCCACAUCGAACAAGGGAAGAUCGGUGUGACGUUUAACAUCGGCACGAUGGACAUCAGUGUGAGAGAGAGCAGCACCCCUGUGAAUGACGGGAAGUACCAUGUGGUGCGGUUCACCAGGAAUGGGGGCAACGCCACCCUCCAGGUGGACAACUGGUCCAUCAACGAUCACUUCCCAGGAGGUCGGCAGCUAACGAUAUUCAACACCCAGGCCACAGUCACCAUUGGUGGCAGCGACCGCAGUCGGCCCUUCCAGGGUCAGCUGUCCGGCCUCUACUACAACGGCCUCAAGGUCCUCAACAUGGCUGCCGAGGGCAACCCCAACAUCAAGAUCAACGGCAGUGUCCGAUUGGUAGGCGACGUGCCCUCUGUGGCCGGGUCGGCUCGCACCACCGCCCAGCCCCCCGAGAUGUCCACCACCUUUAUUGAGACCACCACCACCAUGUCCACCACCACCACCCGCAAGCACCGCUCCUCUCCCACCAUACAGCAGACAACGGAUGACAUCGUGUCGUCGGCUGAGUGUUCGAGUGACGACGAGGACCUGGAGGAGUGCGACUCUGGCCAUGCAGCCCUGCCCACCCAGCCCGGCGUCAACCGAGUCCCGGGACCCCCGGAAGUGUCCCGCCAGUCUAGCAGCACCACCGGGAUGGUCGUCGGGAUAGUGGCGGCCGCCGCCCUGUGCAUCCUCAUCCUCCUGUACGCCAUGUAUAAGUACAGGAACAGGGACGAGGGCUCCUACCAGGUGGACGAGAGCAGGAAUUACAUCACCAACUCGGCCACGCAGAGCAAUGGAGCCGUCAUGAAGGACAAACAACAGAGCGCAAAAGGCAGCAAAGUAAAACAGAAAAACAAGGACAAGGAGUAUUACGUGUGA